UUGAAUAUGUAUAGAAAGAUUAAAAUUUCAAGCACGGAAUAGUUAUAGUUGUAACUAACGUAUAAUGUACAUAGUAGUUGUAAGUUGUAAGUUGUUUGGUUAAUGUAGUAAUUUUCGUUUACCGUGCAACGUGUUAUUAUUUAUGUACAGUGUUCUGCAUUUUUACCAGAAGAUGUACAAACCUAUACACAUGUGACAAAAAAUUGUGUUUUUACUGACAUAUAUUCAUAAAUCUACAUAUUUAAUUUUAUACUGUCCUGUGCAUGUAAAUAUAUAGUGUAUUGAAUAUUAGUUUAUGAUUAAGAUUUUAUAAUAUAAAUGUGAUAUCUAAUAUCAUAAUGAACGUUGUUUGAUGAACUUAAAAAUAAAAUAUAAUUUUAUUUCGGAGAAUUAUAAACGUAAUUUCUGGACAUUAUGAAUGAUUUGGAUGCAGAAGAUUCCCUAACAAAAUUAAAUACUCAAUUGAAUAGAUCAAUGGUUUUGAUGGAUACUACAAUAGAUAAUGAGCCAUCUACACCGAAAAGUAACAGAUCCAUAACGAUCAAUACAAAAAUUCAACCAGCCAGUCCUGCUAAUGCUCCUCCUAAACGUAGGAAGAGUAUUUUAAAGAAGAUUGGUACAAGAGAUGAUAAAAGGAGACAUGAAACAGAAACAUGGAACACACAAAAUGAGAGGGAGAUGCUAAAUAAUACAAACAAUGAUACAAUAUCAAUGAACAAACCAACUGCUUCUAGACCUCAUAAUAUUAAAGAUUUAGUUAAAAAAGAAAGCUUAAUUGUGGAAGCCACAGAUUCUACAUUUAAUUUAGAUAACAUAUCUGACAGUGAAGACAUAUGGAUAAUGGAUAUUCCUGGAACAAUUGAUCCAAAAGAACUUAAAGGUCAAACAUUAAUGUUUGGAGAAAAGUCAAAACUUAAAAUUAAGGAAGAACGAUAUUAUGCAGUGAAUCAUGGUACUAGAUCCAAUAUCACUUGUGUAUUCAACACUGGGAAAGUAAAAUCACAAUAUAAAACAGUUAAUGUGAAACCUAUGGGCACAAUCAGCAUUAGACGGAAACUUUCAGGUAUCUCAAAAACCAAGCCAAUGCAAAUAGAAAACACUAGUGUACCAUUUCCUGAAAAUCUGAAAGUUCGUCACCCUUUAUUUGGUGUAAGUUAUGAAGGUAAAAGUAGAAAGAAUGCAAUAAAGUAAUUUUUCAGAAACAAUCCAUUAUAACCCUAGAGAACAAACAUUGCUAAAACAUGAUAUAUUGUUAAUAAUUGUUAUUUAGUGUAAUUUGGUAUAAGUUAUAAAAGAUUAAGUGUUCAACUUUUUUGCAAAAAAAAGUUAUAUUAAUAUGAUCAAUCAAUAUAUUUAAUAUACAUAGAUUACAAAAUCUUGUGCACUUUAUAACUUUUUAAAGAAUCUGGCAUACAAAGUUUAUUGUUUGUGCAAAAUGUAAUUCUUUUUUCCUAUAAAAAUAUGAGUUUGCGUAAAA
This is a messenger RNA of Megalopta genalis, 1477 nucleotides long. RefSeq lists its product as uncharacterized. The record is from RefSeq and is a predicted model, not a curated record. Gene Ontology annotation, biological process: transcription by RNA polymerase I. Lineage: Eukaryota; Metazoa; Arthropoda; Insecta; Hymenoptera; Halictidae.